AUGGCAGACAUGUGGGUUCUCUCAUGGAGGGACAGCAGUCAGACCCCUCCCCCAUGUCUUAUCCGUAGACUUGACCACAUCGUGAUGACGGUGAAGAGCAUCAAAGACACCACCAAGUUUUAUUCCAAGAUCCUGGGCAUGGAGGUCAUGACUUUUAAGGAAGACCGGAAAGCACUGUGUUUUGGAGACCAGAAAUUUAACCUCCACGAGGUGGGAAAGGAAUUUGAACCCAAAGCUGCUCACCCAGUUCCUGGCUCCCUGGACAUAUGUCUGAUAACAGAGGUGCCUUUGGAGGAAAUGAUCCAGCACCUCAAGGCUUGUGAUGUCCCUAUUGAGGAGGGGCCAGUCCCCAGAACAGGGGCAAAAGGGCCUAUUAUGUCCAUCUACUUCCGAGACCCUGACAGAAACCUGAUUGAGGUGUCAAACUACAUCUCCUCGUGACGGAGGCUAGACCUCCUCCAUUCUGUCCCCCUCGAUGUCGCCCUCUCCUUUCCUUCCUGCAAACCCCCACCCAGGCCCAGAGACCUCUGAGGACUGAAGACUUAGUCACUUCACACAUCCUGCUCAGGG
Molecule: messenger RNA, 570 nt
Organism: Piliocolobus tephrosceles (Ugandan red Colobus)
Lineage: Eukaryota; Metazoa; Chordata; Mammalia; Primates; Cercopithecidae
Gene: GLOD5
Product: glyoxalase domain containing 5
Exons: 4
Coding region: 1-441 (146 amino acids)
Source: RefSeq, a predicted model, not a curated record